Messenger RNA from Cotesia glomerata, 3848 nucleotides. Its product is annotated as cytosolic carboxypeptidase 1-like. NCBI's taxonomy places the organism in Eukaryota, Metazoa, Arthropoda, Insecta, Hymenoptera, Braconidae. Gene Ontology annotation, molecular function: metallocarboxypeptidase activity; zinc ion binding. The record is from RefSeq and is a predicted model, not a curated record. Bases 246 to 3689 code for a protein of 1147 amino acids. Gene Ontology annotation, biological process: protein side chain deglutamylation; proteolysis; C-terminal protein deglutamylation. The transcript is spliced from 19 exons.
UAAAAAUAAUAAUAAUAAUAAUAACAUUGAUAAGAAAGUUAUAUUUAAAAUCGAGCUGGCAGUAAAACCGUUUUACAAAACUGAUAAUUUCCAAUUUAAAAAAGAUUAACACGUAUAUUCAUACCGUCAUACUCAAUUAACGUAAAUUUCAACAUUUUAAUUUCACGAAACAUGAAAUUUUAUUUUUAUACUCGACAAUAAAGAUAAACACGGAAUUGUUAAUUGGAGCGAAAAUCUUAUUGACCAUGAAAAAAUCGAGAGUUGAUGACAAGGAGAACCACUGGGUUGAAGAUAAUAAAUUGGAUAAGUUAUUAUCUCACAAUGAUCAAAUAGACAUGUCAGCGAUAAAUAAAAUAGAAGACACUAUGAAUGAAGCAUUGAUUGAAAAGCUGAGACAAUGUUUACCAAAGCAUCAGGAAAAUUCAGAGAAUAUAAAAAAUUUGCUGGCUAAGCUUUACACUCGCAUUACAUCUUCAGAUCGAAAAAUUCGAGAACGUACAUUGGAAACAUUAUGGAGCAAAGAGUACAACAUUAUAGAAAUAUUUAUGGUAUUACUGGAGGCUUGUAGAGAUAAUACGGUGUGUUGUAACAUUACUGGAAUAUUGCAUGAAUGUAUAGCACCUCAGCAAUCCAAGGUGAAAUUAAAAGGAGCCAAAAAUAAGCACUCAAAAAGCGCCAGCCGUACAACCAUUGCUCAAUUGAUCCAGUUUGGUGGAACCCAAGUCUUCUUAAAACUCUUGAUAAAUUCACAGAGAAGCGAUAACACCAUGUCGGAAGUAUUAGUUCAUGAAGUUCUCUGGAUACUAAGUCAGAUCGCUCAAAAAGAUGUCAAAUUUCCAUUAAAAGUAAGACUUUUAAACGUCACCAAAGUGUUUCACUUUUUACUAAAACAUCAUUACAACGAUGCCCGACUUCUUCUUCCACUUCUUCUUAUUCUGAAAAGUAUCGCUAAAAAUACGUUUGCAGUUCAAAUUCUUAUGAAAGACGGAAUAGCUUCAACCUUCGAAAAAACUUUUGUCGGCAUCGGAUACACACCUAACUUAAAACUAAAAGUUUUAUUAGAAUGUCUGAAACAUUUCACAAGCAAUCGAGUUUGCUGUGCGAAAUUUGUGAAAGGAAAUUUAGUGCACAUGCUGAUGCGCGUUUUCGAUCGCUGGGACAGGUGGGACGGGCAACUGAGACAAAAAGUCGCCAACUACGGACUUUGCACUCUCCAUCACUUGUGUCUGAUAAAAUCCGGGAGAAAAGCACUGAAAGCCAACAAUGGUCUACAACAACUUUACCGCUUCUGCAGCAAUUGUCCUGAAACAAAAGCUUACGACUUUUUGCUUUCACGUAUCUGUGGAAUUAUAAGCCAGUGUUUAGAGAAGAAAGAGCUGCCAGUACCUGAAAUGUCACCUGCUAAGUUCAAUCUACCAAAUGCUAAUGGGAAAAGAGCCAACAGUGUCGACAGUUACAGUGACGUUGAAAGUCAGGUUAAUUCUGUUGGGCGAGUUUGCAGUGACGCAGACUCAGUUGAUGACGACGAUGAUGAUAAUGAUGAUGAUGAGGAUGAUGAUAGCGGAGAUCACAGUGCCUUGAAAAUAGAUAAAAAUAAAUUGGAACAAUUUAAUGAUAUCAAUGUUGACGAGGGGCAAUAUUUUGCUAGUGUUAUUACAUCUCAACGGACUAUUGAAGAUCUUCUCGGGUAUAAUAUUAUUUUUCGAGAACUAGGUAAUUUAAAAACCCAAUUACAGAUGGAAAGUUUAUCAAAUUCAGAAGAAAACAUUGAGUCUGUAAUGAGUAAAGAAACAAAACGUACUAGCUUGUUAAAUCAUGUUACCAAAUUCUGGGAUUUAAGUAAUUUGACAGGUGUUUAUACGCACAUGACAGAUGAAGAAGUUUUACCGUACAGUGGAUAUUCGAGAAAAUUGCGUAUUUUGGACGGCAUCCCGUUCAACACACAAGACAAAUCAGUUUAUUGUACCUGUGCCAGUCGUGUAAGAAGUGUAAUAUCUUUUGUGAAGGUUGCGUAUCCCGAUCUGAUAGGUGGCUGUUGUCGUGGAAAUCCCGAGCCACUUAACGACAAAGAUAGAAAAGUUUGCCGAGCUAAGUUGUUAAGCAGCGUAGACCGUGGCCUUCGACCAAACUUGCUCACUCAGGAAGUGAUUUUUGACCUGGAUGCCCUGGCGAUGACUUGCCAAACCUCUGGAGCAUCUGAAAGACUGACGGAUAGAUUGGUUUUAAGUAAUUCUGAUGAAUCACGAAUCGGUAAUCGUUGCGUCGAUACUAAGAGUUUAUUAUUCGAGUCUAGGUUCGAGAGCGGCAACUUACGAAAAGCUAUUCAGAUAGGUCCAAGAGAAUACGAUUUAAUUCUGACGCCGGACGUGAACAGUGGAUCGAGACACCAGUGGUUUUACUUCGAAGUUUCCAACAUGGAAGCAAACAUUCCUUAUACUUUUAAUAUUGUCAACUGCGAGAAAGCCAAUUCGCAGUUCAACUUCGGCAUGAAGCCAAUACUAUUUAGUGUUACAGAAGCACAAUUAGGUAGACCAGGCUGGGUGAGAACUGGCACUGAUAUCUGCUACUACAAAAAUUGCUACAGGAGACCUUGUCGUGGGAAAAAUUAUCUGACCACUUCUUUUAAUGUUGUCUUCCCUCAUUCAUACGAUAUUUGUUACCUGGCUUACCAUUUCCCAUACACCUACAGCCAGUUAAUGACCCACAUAUGGAGGUGGUCGCGACGACUCGAAAAAGAACCGAUUUAUUUUUCCGCAGAGAUGCUCUGCAAUACUUUGAAUAAUAAUGAUUGUCCGCUCUUGACAAUAACUUCUCCGGAAUCAAAGGCAAAUCCAAUUAGUAAAAGAAAAGUUAUUUUUUUAACAUCACGGGUCCAUCCUGGCGAAAGUAAUUCAUCCUGGAUUAUUCACGGUACUUUGGAAACUCUUCUUGGAGAUAGUACUUACGCUAAGAGUCUUCGGGAUGAUUAUAUUUUCAAAAUAAUACCUAUGUUGAACAUAGAAGGUGUUAUCAACGGUUGCAACCGGUAUGGACUUACUAACGAGGAUCUUAACCGACGUUGGAGUAACCCGAACCGUGUAUUACACCCCGUAAUUUACCAUGCAAAAGGUCUUAUGGAGUAUUGUAGCAGGGUGUUACACCGGCCAAUCCAUGUCUUCGUUGAUUACCACGGACACUCCCGGAGGAAAAAUGUUUUUCUUUUUGGUUGCUCAAGGUCGGGUUCAUGGAGCGCCGCUGACCGCGACAAACCUGAUCAGCCUGCACAGUAUUUGAUGCUUCCAAGACUCAUGCAGAAAACAUCGCCUGCUUUUGCACUGCCUCUGUGUUCAUUCAAGGUCGAAAGGAACAAGGAAUCCACGGCCAGGGUCGCCAUAUGGCGCCAGCUCGGCGUAGCCAGAAGUUACACAAUGGAGAGUAGCUUUUGUGGAUGCGAUCAAGGGCCUCUAGCUGGAUUACACUUGGACACUGUCCACUUGAGAAACGUAGGUCGGGAUUUUUGCCAAGCACUGGCUUUCCUCAAGGACAUCAAUGAUAAUUGGAUUCUUGACAAAUCGACGAAUAAUCAAGAAGAUUGCUGUCCGCUUGAGUGUGUAAGAAAAAAAUGUAUAAGACCUAAGUGUAUUCAAGAUAAACACGCGAGCCAACAUAUCAAUGCGAUUAGAAGAAAUUCUAUGAUUGCCGGCAAUUAAGAUUUAUUGCCGAUGAAAGCAACGAAGAAAACACUGAUGACUUAUCAUCGACAUGUGACUCUGAAGAUUCAAGUUCCGUAGAUUGAAUAAUAUUUAUUGUUAUAAUAAAUAUAUUCAUUUAAUUUAUUAAAAAUUAUUUAGUAAAUUAAAUAUUAAAAU